This is a messenger RNA of Macadamia integrifolia, 1740 nucleotides long. RefSeq names its product probable long-chain-alcohol O-fatty-acyltransferase 5. The record is from RefSeq and is a predicted model, not a curated record. The transcript has a single exon. Lineage: Eukaryota; Viridiplantae; Streptophyta; Magnoliopsida; Proteales; Proteaceae. Gene Ontology annotation, biological process: lipid metabolic process. The coding region runs from base 57 to 1097 and encodes 346 amino acids.
ACCACCACCACCACCAAAUAAACUGAACAAGAAAGAGAGAAACAACACCACCAUCCAUGGCUUCAGAGAUCCAAAAUUUGAUCAAGGUAUGUUUUUCACUUCUUGCCUCUCUUUCCUUCUGUUACUUUGUAAUUAGAAAGAUCCCAAAAGGCUUCUUCAGGCUUCUCACCCUUCUUCCCUUCCUCUAUCUCUUCACUCUCCAACCCUUGAACUUCACAUCUCCUACUCUCAGAUCAACUUCUGCUUUCCUCAUCACUUGGCUUGCAAACUUCAACCUCCUCCUCUUCUCCUUUGACAAGGGCCCUUUAUCAUCUCACCCACCAAAAUCACUCUUACGUUUCAUCUGUGAAGCCUUCCUUCCAAUUAAAGUCAAACAAGGCUCAUCUCUCAACUCAACUCCAACCAUCAUAGGCUUUGCAAUAAAAUGCUUUCUUAAUGUUCUAGUAUUAUAUAUCUAUAGUUACCACUCUCAGAUACACCCAAAGAUCAUGAUGGCCAUUUAUGGCUGCUAUGUGUACCUGGCACUGGAAUUGCUUUUUGCUUCUGGUACAGCUACUGCUAAACUCCUUCUUGGUAUUGAGCUUGAACCACAGUCCAACAAGCCAUACUUGGCAACAUCACUGCAGGACUUCUGGGGAAGAAGGUGGAACCUUGUGGUAUCAAGCAUCCUACGACCCACCAUAUACAAACCUGUCAAGGAGAUCUCUAUCCGCGUGUUGGAUCGGAAAUGGGCAGCAGUUCCGGCCAUACUAGCCACAUUCAUUGUGUCAGGCCUGAUGCAUGAGCUUGUGUUCUACUAUUACACAAGUUGUAGUCCCACAUGGGAGGUCACAUGGUUCUUCAUUCUGCAUGGUAUCUGCACAGCUAUGGAGGUUGCAGCAAAAAAGGCUUUGGCUUGGCGAUUGCGUUCAGCUGUUUCCUGCCCCUUGACCGUCGUGUUUGUCGCAGUUACUACUGUAUGGCUCUUUGUACCACCCAUUGUUCGAAGUGGCACAGAUGUGAAGAGCUUCAACGAGAUUGUUUCUUUGUUGGAGUUUCUGAGAAAGAAAAUUAGUCCCAUCUCAUUGCUAUUGCCAAUGAACACUUACAAACACUGAGUUGUUUCAAUUGGUUUCUCCACUUUAUUGUUUUUAAGUGAAAAAAAAAGAAGAGAAAACACAGAAGGUUACGCUCAUAUAAAUACUGCUAUAAUUUGAGUAUGCAUGUGGGUUAUAAUUGAUCAUUAUCACCUUUGUACAUUGAGACUUGUAAGGAUGGAGUAGAGAACAUCCUUUAGAUCUGGUCUUCUCAUAUGCCUCAAUUCCAAAAGGGCACCAUAUGGUGAUACUCUUCCUAAAAUCCUCCAACAGUCAAACAAAAUGGAAGAGCCGUAGUGAGUUUUUCACAGAUUGGUGGCAUUUGAGAGCAAAUGGUGCAUGAUCUGUCAUCAAACUUCAGAGAGAAUCACUUCUGCAUGGCCUUUCGUAUAAGGAAAGAUGGGACAGAAAAUUGUAGCACUUGAAAGUUCACACCAAAAGUAAGGGCAUCUCUCAGUACUUUUAGAAAAUAAUGAGGGUGAUCUUGUGUGUGGGCCGUACUGGGAUUGUUUCUGAUUUCAAACUCUUCAACAAUCUGCAGAGAUACUGAUUCAGGUUUGGUAAUCAUGACAGUAGUUUAAUAGUAGCCAUGGGUUCAAUAAUAUAACUCGAACAAAAUGUAAUGCUUGCAGUUAGUAAAAUGAAAGACAUUUUUUGCAGAGAC